Hemibagrus wyckioides is the source of this 2623-nucleotide messenger RNA. It is a transcript of the gene spryd7b, whose product is annotated as SPRY domain containing 7b. Lineage: Eukaryota; Metazoa; Chordata; Actinopteri; Siluriformes; Bagridae. The transcript has 6 exons. The record is from RefSeq and is a predicted model, not a curated record. The coding region runs from base 219 to 893 and encodes 224 amino acids.
UGAGCGGUGGAGGGGGUGAAGGUUGGGCUCCUAUGAUUGGACGAACCAAGGAAGAACUUUGAUGGUCGAUACCGCGGUCCGUCACUAGAGGGCAGUGCGGCCUCGCAUACACAACCAUCCCCACACACAUUCCCCGAAUUUUCUUCCUUCCCAGAGGCUUCUGUGACGCGUCUAAUGGCACUUCCGUUUUUUUCUUCUCCAGUAAGGCUAAAGCUGAUAUGGCCGCAAUGUUUACGUCCUGUCUGUGCUGCUGUAGUGGUGAUGGUGGAUCCGAUCAUAAACCUCUUAAUGAAAUGCCCACCGUUCAGCUCGACACGCACCACAUGGGCGCGGACGUUGUAGUGGUGAAGAGAGGGAGGCGGGUCUGUGGGCGUGGAGCAUGCCUCGGCUCCGCCCCUCUUCACCAGAACGAGAGCUACUUCGAGUUCAAGGUCCAGUCCACGGCUUAUCAGUGUGUCUUGCUUACUUUUGCCCAGAAAGGUUUGGUGCUCAGGCACGAUGGAUCUGUCUAUCACAACAACGAAGAGAAGAACUGCCUGCCAGCUAACAAUGUGCUAAGAUGUGCAAUAUUGCCACAUUCUUACAAUGUGGUAAGAAUGUGGCAAUAUUGCAGCAGCAAAUUUAUUCUGUUUAGGGGAAAAUGUGGACUGAAGUGUUUCUUUCCAAAACAGUCAUGUUUGCAUGUCUUUCAGGGAUUAACCUAUGACCAUGUGGAACUGAACCUGUAUCUGAAUGGGAAGAAUAUGCAGUGUCCAGCCUCAGGCAUUCGAGGGACUGUGUUCCCGGUUGUUUACGUGGAUGACAGUGCUAUCAUAGACUGUCAGUUCAGCGACUUCUACUACACUCCUCCUCAAGGCUGUGAGAAGAUCCUGUUUGAACAGCAGAUCUUUUGAGUCUUCUGCUUCAUAUGCACUUGCAGAGAAGCCAUCCUCAGGGCUUUAAGGAAAGAGCUGAUGGUGGAAAUGUGUUGCACUGCUCUGUCGUGUUGUUUAUGCCUUCUCUGUUGCUGCUGCCGCCGUCUUGAUCGCCAGGAGACAAGCCAGGUGUUUGUAUGUGAAAAGAAAUUGACCAUUUUAAAUAGUGUACACACACUCAGCCAUAAACAGUUUGAAUGUCAAGUUAAGUGUGUGUGUGUGUGUUUUAAAUGUAAUGUAGCCUGUACACCUGGGGGCUUUAGUGUUAGUGUGUCACAACUGAGUUUCUCCUCCAGAUUCUUUGGUUUCUCUAAAUGUUCCCUAUGUGUCCCGUCCUGUAUGUGUUGCUGAAUUGCUCUCAGUGUUCCCCAGUUAGGCUCCGGGUCCACUGAAACCCUGACCAGGAUCUGCAGUUAUUGAAGAUGAAUGAAUGACAGAAUUAAUUAUUUCCUACAUUUUUGUGUCAUUUUAUAUACCCAGGACAGGAACUUUUAUUUAUUUAUUUUUUUUAUAUAUUUUUACAACACUGUAGUAGGUCCCCUGGUGUAAAAAAAAAAAAACAUUGUCUGAAAAAAUGAUUGUCUUUUAAGUUUGCACUAUUUAUGCAUAAUCAAAGAAAUGACCAAAUUAUGUACUGCCACAAUUCCAAAUAAAAAUAAACUCAGUGUAUGAAACUUGUACACAGGUUUGAAUAUGUAUAGAUUCAAUCAGACUCCAGUAAAUGUUAGAGGCUGAAGAAAAAUUAAGCAAUUUUCGUGUUCUGAUAGUGAUGCUUGAAAAAAAAGGGUCCUAGCAUUGAUGUGGAUGAUGCCUAACACCUACCUACACAUUUCUGCAGACCAAGUACAUCCCUUCGUGGCAACGGUGUUCCCUAAAGGCAGCGGCCACUUUCAGCAGGAUAAUGUGCCCUGUCACACUUUCUCAAAAAUUGUGCAAGAACAAUUUGAGGAACAUGACAAAGAGUUCAAGGUGUUGACUUGGCCUCCCAAUUCCCCAGAUCUCACUCCGAUCAGAGCAUCUGUGGGAUGUGCUGGACAAACAAGGAGACCCCACCUCACAACUUACAGGAUCUGUUGCUAAAGUCAGAAUCCACAGCACACCUUCACAGGUCUUGUGGUCCAUGCCUCAAAGAGUCAGAGCUGUUUAAGAAGCACAAGGAAACCUACACAAUAUUAAGCAGGUGGUUUUGUUAUAGCUGAUUUGUGUAUAUUAUGGAUAACUGGCAGAAUCUGAGGUGACCUUCACCAAAUAUUACAGAAAAUUGUCUUAAAAAUCUUCGACACCCAUGUGGAUAAUAGGGAAAGGGAAAAGGAAAAUGAAACUGCCAAGCAACCCGAUCCUCCCUUCUAUCCCAGCAAUACUGAGUAAUACCACUUUAAGUGCAUGGCACAAGUUAAAAGGGCUUUGUGAUUUUUUUGGUAACUUUAAAAUCUGCAUUAAGGGCAGCAGAAUGCUCAAGAAUAAAUCAACCAAUGUCCCUAACACAACUCCACCAGAGAGCACCCUUCAGGUCUUCAGACCACCUGUAACCUUUCCUCUCAGAUCAGAGGAGCAGUGGAGCUACAUUCCCAGAGUGCUGAGCCUUACACGGCCACUGAGAUUAUUACAAUAAUAAUUUUGAUUAGUAGCCACUGCUUGUGACCACAGGUGAGGACAAAGAGGCAUAAAAUAAACACAGUGCUUCAUCUGGUGCUCCAGGUCCACCACAG